UUUUCUAGCCUUGCAACCCCCUCCCCCCCAAACCUCCCAAAGAUAGGUAGUGCCAAAGAGGGGUUACCGAUGAGCAGUUGGACCCAGUCCACUCGGACAAUGCUAUGGCCACUCAGAUGCAGUCCCCCCUGAAUCAAAGGGUGGUAGCCCAUUCUCUGCCAGCCACCCAAGAAGCAGCUACCAGAGCCCUUUCCCACAUGAUGGGAUCAGCCGACAACUGGGCUAUGUUCAAGGGACACCAUACCCUCAACGUUCGCAACCUUUUGCAUUUGCAGAACCAGCUGGAUGAGUUGGCUCGAAAGCACGAACAAGACGACCCGAACUUUGACAUGAAUGAGUUGGACGAAGUCCUGUACAAAUACAACCGAGCUCUUGUUGCGUAUGCAAAAGUUAGUGAGCUUCUUGAGCCUGAAGAAAAAAAUGUUGCAAGUAUUCUUCGGUAUAGCAGAGCCAGACUCAGCAAUCACCCCGCGGUCUGGGCCUUUCUUUCUGAAGCAUACCAAGACCUCAUGCAUGGAGGGUUCAGUGGCAUGGUCGCCUUGUACGUGAACCCCAAUGGCGGGGCCUUGUUCUCAUUUGCCAACAGGAUUGUGGGCAAAUUCGCCAGGCUGCUGUCUCCAAGGACAGAUGGAGUCCAUAUUUGGUCUGAAGCGACAACAAACAGGAUAACAAGAGCAGUGUUAGGAAUGCUUUCUGCCGGUCUCUUGCUUGUCCCCAUAGUGAUCAUGUCCUUUGUUACGGAUGGCUACAAACCACUGAUUAUUAUUAUCGUGUGGACGAUUGCGUUUUCAGCCAUAACAUCCUUGCUCACUGACGCAAAAUACAGCGAGGUUCUAGUAGCUGCGGCAACAUAUGCCGCUGUCAUGGUUGUAUUUAUCAGUGGGGACGGGGUACAAAAGCAGGAAUCAGCUUGAAUAAAAUCUUUGCCUUGCAAGUUCACCUUGGAUUCACCAUCCUUCACUUCAAACACCUCUACAAUGGCUAUGUUAGGUGUUGGCGUUACUACUGAGCUGAAUGCCUUGCCCCUAUCUCUUCAACCCCUUUCGACAGGCAGCGGCUGCCAAUACCAUCAUCAUGAGCUUGGGCAGGAACACAUCCCCGUUGAUCACCAUAGAGCCCCGUAGAGUACAACCAAAACGAAUGGUGCAGACCGGUCAGUUCUUGAAGCCCUCGGCAGUGCCAGUGAUAAACUCUGCUCGCUGUUCCUAUCUCAUAAAUUGGUUUUUUUUCCCUCAGCGACUCCCA
This is a messenger RNA of Podospora pseudopauciseta, 1245 nucleotides long. RefSeq lists its product as uncharacterized. NCBI's taxonomy places the organism in Eukaryota, Fungi, Ascomycota, Sordariomycetes, Sordariales, Podosporaceae. The coding region runs from base 105 to 914 and encodes 269 amino acids. The transcript has 5 exons. The record is from RefSeq and is a predicted model, not a curated record.